This is a messenger RNA of Hydractinia symbiolongicarpus, 706 nucleotides long. RefSeq names its product guanine nucleotide-binding protein G(I)/G(S)/G(O) subunit gamma-8-like. Gene Ontology annotation, biological process: G protein-coupled receptor signaling pathway. The record is from RefSeq and is a predicted model, not a curated record. Gene Ontology annotation, cellular component: heterotrimeric G-protein complex. Gene Ontology annotation, molecular function: G-protein beta-subunit binding. The transcript is spliced from 2 exons. Lineage: Eukaryota; Metazoa; Cnidaria; Hydrozoa; Anthoathecata; Hydractiniidae. The coding region runs from base 125 to 355 and encodes 76 amino acids.
GGUUUGCAUAAUUAAUCGGACGCCAUCUUGCUUUUACACAUCCUUUGGGUCUAGUAGAAAAAAACAACAUUCAGAAGGUAACAGUUCUUAAAGCUCUAACAGGUUAAUUUCUCAACUAAAAAAUAUGCCAUCAGCACCAGUAAAUGCAGGUAUGUCAGCACAAGCUGAAAGUUUAAAGAAAAUCAAUGAGCAAUUACGAAGAGAGUUAAAGAUAAACCGUCAAAAGGUUUCAGAAUGUGCCCAGGAUAUUAUUUCGUUUUGUGAAAAAGAACAAAGAAGUGAUCCUUUGAUCUACAAAGUACCAGCGUCGGAAAAUCCUUAUCGUGAACGUGGAAGAGGCUGUUCGCUGCUAUGAAUAUUUUGGCUUUUGUUUUCAGUGUAAAUAAAAUUGAUCAUCAAUUUGUUGGCCAAACACAGAUCGAAAACCUCCAUACAUGAAUUUAAUGUGGACUAAAGUAAAAUAUUUUGUUGUAGAUGAAUGCUUUCUAAAAUUUUGUAUCCUUCACGUUUUUUAAACUAUAAUAUCACGGUUUCUAAUUUUACUUGUUUUUUUCAUGUUUAUAUAUUUCAGCUAUUUUUUAUGUGAUAAACGAAUUUUCAUAGGCCAAGACUUUUUUCAGUACUUUUUGGUUAGCGUGGAUUUCUUUCUGUAACAAUCACAUUUAAAAAUGUAUAGCGAAUUUUACCUCAGGAAGAUAUUUGUUUA